Messenger RNA from Solanum stenotomum, 2181 nucleotides. RefSeq names its product protein root UVB sensitive 6. The transcript is spliced from 13 exons. Lineage: Eukaryota; Viridiplantae; Streptophyta; Magnoliopsida; Solanales; Solanaceae. The record is from RefSeq and is a predicted model, not a curated record. The coding region runs from base 148 to 1692 and encodes 514 amino acids.
AACUUUCUCAUCCCUCGUGUGUUCCACAUGUCCCACCACUUUUUCCUCUUAAUCUCCGUUUUCGACAUUACCAAAGCUCCAAUUUUUCCUUCAUAAAACUUCUCAUCUUCCUCUUUCAGAUUCUCUUCCAUAACCAAAAAUAUCACAAUGAAGCUUAAACCUCCUCCAACUUCUUCUUCUUCUUCUCAGACGCUAACAGCAACGGCGGCAUCAUCUCAUGAUGCUAAAUUACUUGUUCGUGAAACCCUCCGUAUUAGUGCUGAUCUUGCUUCUGCUCCUUCUGUGCCGUCGGUUGGUUCAUUACCGAAAAAUGCUAGUUUUGGAGUUGUAGAUCGGCAAUUUGUUGAUUCAAGCUUGAGAUUGCUUUGUUGUGAAGAGAUCGAUGGUCGUAGAUGGAAGUAUUUUGCUGAUGAGAGUGUCGGUUCUGAACAAUUGAAGUUGAAGAAGAAGAAGAAUGCGAUUCGUGCUGUUAGUUUGCACUCUCCACAAGCUCCUGCUGAGGAGUUCAUGGCAUUCAUAAGAUCCUAUGUGGUUCCAGAAGGUUUUCCUGACAGCGUUACACCUUCUUAUGUACCAUACAUGACAUGGAGGGCACUAAAGCACUUCUUUGGUGGUGCAAUGGGAGUUUUCACGACGCAAACACUCUUAAAUUCAGUAGGAGUCUCCAAACAUAGAACUACCCCUGGUGCUGUAGCCAUUAACUGGAUUCUCAAGGAUGGUGCUGGUCGGGUGGGGAAGAUGCUUUAUGCACGGCAGGGAAAGAAAUUUGAUUAUGAUCUAAAACAGCUAAGGUUCGCGGGUGAUCUUCUGAUGGAGUUGGGAGCUGGUGUUGAACUGGUAACUGCUGUCGUGCCGCAGUUUUUUCUUCCUUUAGCCUGUGCUGCGAAUGUCGCAAAGAAUGUAGGUGCUGUCACUUCUACUUCAACUCGUACUCCUAUAUAUAAGGCCUUUGCUAAAGGGGAAAAUAUUGGGGAUGUAACAGCUAAAGGGGAAUGCGUUGGAAAUCUAGCUGAUUUACUCGGGACAGGAUUAAGUAUCUUGAUUUCCAAAAGGAAUCCAUCCUUGGUCAAGACAUUUGCCUUCCUCUCAUUUGGAUAUGUCUUCAGCUCUUACCGAGAGGUGAAAUCUGUUGUGCUGCAUACCCUGAACCGUGCAAGAUUCACAGUAGCAGUAGAAUCUUUCCUAAGGACAGGGAGAGUUCCAACACUGCAGGACGGAAAUUCAAGGGAAGACAUAUUUAAUUUUCCAUGGAGACAGCACAGGCCUAUUGUUCUUGGACCUAGAUUUAAAGAAGCUUUCCAAGAUCCAAACUCAUAUCUUGCUGUCAAGCCCAUCUUUGAGAAGGAGCAGUAUAUAGUGACAUACAAUCCUUCCAAAGAAAACAUAUAUGUGCUGCUCAAAGAUCAAGCCAAGUCUGAUGAUGUACUGAAAGCAGCAUUUCAUGGCCAUGUGCUUCUGCACAUCAUUCGUUCAUCCACCAACAAACAGUCUUCCUCCAGGAAACAACAUGAAGAUGAACUUUCAGCAUCCUUGCUAUCAACUGCUGAUCUUCAAGCUCAUGUUGCAGAAUCUUAUAAAAUGGUCUCUGCUUUAUAUAUGCCUUUCAAGAGCAAAGCUAAAGAACAGGGUUGGGUGAUGUCGGAAUCACUACUUAAUCCUGGCCGAGCUCGGCUUUGUGAAAUGGCCACAUAAGAUACAUAACUGUUGGAGUUGGUUCCAGAGGAGCUAAAAAAGAAUUGUUUGUUGACACAAUUAUUUUGCAUGGCGCCACUGAUGGGCAUUGCAAGACGUUUGUGCAUCUAGUGAAAUUUGCUACGCGGUAGCAAAUGAGGUCAGAGAUUUGAAGUAACUACCAGAUGUUUAUCCUGAUGUUCUGUGAGACGCAAUUUGCUACAUGUUCUUUGUACUUUUUAGUACGAUGGUUUACCUGUACAUCAGCAGCUAGCUAUUAGCAUAAGCAAGAAAGUGCAUUCCGCGAAAGAGAUUUCAGUAUAUUUGUUUAUUCCGCCAUAGUCUUUUCUUCUUUCUUGCAUAUAUAUUUUCAGUUGAAUACAUACAAGGUUGUUUUUUUAUAGGGGGAGGCAGGUUCGCCUGCCGUUGAGAUACGCUUCUACCCCUGUUUUUCUUCUUUCUUUCCUGUUUUUCAUACUUCUUUUAGCUAAUAAUAUAAUGUAAUAUCUC